CCCGCCCCCGGCCGCGGCUGCGCGCUGCGUUCUGCGCUCUCAUCAUGGCGGCGCGGGGCCAUGUGCAGGACCCCAACGACCGCCGCCUGCGGCCCAUCUACGAUUAUCUCGAUAAUGGCAAUAAUAAAAUGGCAAUCCAGCAAGCAGAUAAACUGCUCAAAAAGCACAAGGACCUUCACUGUGCCAAGGUGCUGAAGGCCAUUGGCUUGCAGAGGACUGGCAAACAGGAUGAAGCCUAUGCCCUGGCACAAGAAGUAGCAGCACUUGAACCCACAGAUGAUAAUUCCUUGCAAGCACUGACCAUUCUCUACCGGGAAAUGCACAGACCCGAGCUGGUGACUAAACUUUAUGAGGCAGCUGUGAAGAAGGUCCCCAACAGUGAAGAGUAUCACUCCCACCUCUUCAUGGCCUAUGCCAGGGUUGGAGAAUACAAGAAAAUGCAACAGGCUGGAAUGGCACUUUAUAAGAUUGUUCCCAAAAAUCCAUAUUAUUUUUGGUCCGUGAUGAGCCUGAUCAUGCAGUCUAUCUCAGCACAGGACGAAAACCUCUCCAAAACGAUGUUUUUGCCACUUGCUGAAAGAAUGGUGGAAAAAAUGGUGAAAGAGGACAAGAUUGAAGCUGAGGCUGAAGUGGAGCUGUACUACAUGAUCCUGGAACGUUUGGAGAAGUACAAGGAAGCCUUAGAUGUUGUGAGGGGAAAACUUGGAGAGAAGCUGACGAGUGAGCUGCAGAGCCGGGAGAACAAGUGCAUGGCCAUGUACAAGAAGCUGCACAGGUGGCCCGAGUGCAACGCGCUGGCCAGGAGGCUGCUGCUCAGAAACUCAGAUGAUUGGCAGUUUUAUAUAACUUACUUUGAUUCAGUGUUUCAACUCAUCGAUGAAUCCUGGACACCUCCAGCAGAGGAAGAGCACUCUCUGGAGGGGGAGGUGCACUGCUCCAUCGAGCAGGCUGUGCAUUUCAUCGAGGAGAGGAUAACAGAGGAGUCCAAGAGCUCCCGGCCGCUCCGGGGACCCUACUUGGCCAAACUGGAGCUGAUCAGGCGCCUGCGGCACAGGGGCUGCAAUGAUGAGUACAAACUGGGUGAUCCAGAAGAACUAAUGUUCCAGUACUUCAAAAAAUUUGGGGAUAAGCCCUGCUGUUUUACUGAUCUCAAAGUGUUUGUGGAUCUCCUUCCACCCAGCCAGUACACAAAGUUCAUCCGGCAGCUGCUGGACGUGAUCCCGCUGGCGGCGGCGGCCGAGAACGAGGUGGCUCUGCCAGGUGACAUCAAGGCCCUGCAGCAGCACCUGUGUGUGGUGCAGCUCUCCAGGCUGCUGGGGAUCUACCACGCCAUGGAGAAGAAGCAGAAGCUGGCAGUGGUGCGGGAGCUGAUGCUGAGAUACCGCCACGGGUUGGAGUUUGGGAAAUCUUGUUUGAAAACUGAAUUGCAGUUUUCAGAUUAUUACUGCCUGCUUGCAGUUCACCUGCUGCUUGAUCUGUGGCUGGAAGGUGAAGAGGCAGCUGUGUGGCAGUGCCUGACUCUCUUGGAGGAGGGGCUGUCUCACAGUCCCUCCAAUGCUCAGUUUAAGCUGCUGCUCAUCCGGAUCUACUGCAGGCUCGGCGCCUUCGAGCCCGUCUCGGAGCUCUACUCCAGCCUGGACGCCAAGCACAUCCAGCACGACACCAUCGGUUAUCUCCUGACACGCUACGCCGGCUCCUUGGGCCACUACGCUGCUGCUUCCCAAUCCUGCAACUUUGCACUCAGGUUUUUCCACUCCAACCAGAAAGAUACCUCAGAAUACAUCAUCCAGGCCUACAAGUACGGGGCGUUCGAGAAGAUCCCGGAGUUCAUCGCGUUCAGGAACAGGCUGAACUCUUCCCUUCACUUCGCGCAGGUUCGCACCGAGCGGAUGUUGUUGGACCUCUUACUUGAAGCAAAUAUAUCAAUCAGUUUAGAAGAAAGUGUAAAGUCCAUGAGUCUGAGCCCAGAGGAGGAUGACAUUCCAUGGAAAGAUCUGCGUGACAACAGAGACCUGACAGUCUUGUUUAGCUGGGAUCCAAAAGACAGGGACAUUUCUGAGGAACAUCGGAAGCUGUCCCUGGAGGAGGAAACGCUGUGGUUGCGAAUCCGGUCUUUAACGUUGAGGCUGGUGAGCGGACUCCCAACUCUUGGUCACACCAUCCAACCAAAGAACUCUGAAAAGACUGCAGAGAACGGUGUCUCAUCCAAGAUUGACACCAUCCGAGCCCUGCUGCAGCAGCUGGAAGCAGCAGUGGAUUCAGGGAAGAAGUUUCUAGAACAAAAAAUCCAGUAUCCUGUCCUUGGCCCUCCUCCUACCCGAAUGGCUGGCUUCUUCAGCAAUGGCAGCUGUCAGUGCCAGACUAGCUUGUUUUAUCUUGUUAGUGAUAUUUAUGAACUAGAUACCAAUGGCUUAGAAGAUUCAGCAGAAAUCCAGGAAAGAAUAGGGAAUAGUUUCAAGUCUUUAGUAGAACGACUGACAGACUUGUUCAAUAAAUGUAAAGGUGAUUUGAUUGAAGUCAGAGAUGGCACCUUGAAAACUCAUCCAAACCUUUUAGAAAACUUAGUCUUCUUUGUUGAGACGAUCUCCAUUGCCCUGUGGGUAUCAAGUUACUGUGACAGUGUCCUCCGACCUUUUAAAUCCAACCUGCAAAAAAAGAAGAAGAAAAAAAAAGAAAGCAGUGUAGCAAUGCCACCUGUAUUUACCCAUUUCCUGGAUUAUGUAACUGAACUCCAGACAUUAACUUCCAAUGUAAUAGAUCAUAUCAAAGGGCUUGAAAUCAUUCUGACUGCACUAAAACUUGAAGAGCUGUCACUCAAGGACACUCUGCUUUUACAGGAAGAAAAAAAGUUUACAAAGACUGUGCAAGGGAAGGUCCAGAGCAGUUACCAUCACUCAGUUCAGGAAAUUGGAGAGCUGCUGAAAAAGAGACUUGAUACCAUUAAAAAACUAAAGAUUUGAGCAAUGCAUCACUGGCAGACUCCACAGGGGAGUGACACCAGAGUCCCAGACAGAAGCAACAUCUACUCUACCAUCACUUAAAUCCAGAACUUCCUCAUAAUGCAUGAAGGACUUAAAAUCAUGAAACAAUUUUUUUAGGUAUUACAGAUGUAUUGAGCUGAUUUAAAUUAUUGUACAUAAAAGAAGCAGGGACCCUUCCUGGGGUUUGACCACUUUUUAUACAUGUUCAUAAGCAUAUUGCAACAGGAGAAAAGUCACUUUCUUCCCUUCUGAUCUCUAGAACCAACUGGAGAUGGUCUUUAGAAGCAGCAAUAGCAAUCCAGUGUAAAGCAUCUAUCUCCAAGGAUAUUUUCAUCACCAUACAGUGUUCAUAAUUUUUGUAUGGUCCUUGCCUUAGAAAUGCAGGAAUUGUAGAUGUCCACUUUCAGCCACCUCUGAUGAACUGAGCCUGGCUUGGAGCUGCCUGUUUUGUCUGCAAACCACCUGGUCCUGCUGACAGAAUUCCAUGUGUUGGUCCAUCAGGGAGAGGUGAGACCUCCGUGGUGAGCUGGGAAUCAUCCAGAGUUGGGGCAGGAACCUCCAGGAGAGAGCGGGAGGGAGGAGGUGUCUGUGCACAACUCGGGAAAACUACAAAUGUGAUGAGGAGCAAACUUCAGAGAGAGAGGGAGAUGGGAAUGGGUGUUUCAGCAAAAAAAAAAGACAAAACGAGAGACCUUGUAAAUAAUGGCUGCAGUGGAGUGUGACACUGCGCUGGUAUCAUGUCAGUUCAAUGUCAAACAGCAAUGUCAUGACUUUUAAAAAGUGUAUUUAGAUUACUGAAACUUUAAGACUUCAAUAUUUUAAUAGAAAUUGAAUCCUAUUGGCUUUGGUUUUAAGUUGGCAGAGGUAACUUUUGCUUCCGCUGUGGUCUGAGGCUGAGAUCCUUUUUGUACCUGUCUGCUUGCUUUUUGCAGUUGAACUUUGAUUAUCCAAGCACUGGUUCAUGAAGCUUUCUGUUAGAAAGUGUGACCAUAUCAUCUGCUCCCACAGAAUCUGCACAUCUGUUGGGUUUUUUCAAGUUCAAAGAGCAAUGCAGCCUGAAAUUGAUAGGCAAAAAAAAAAAAAAAGUUCACGUACCUGCAAUACAAGAGACAGGUCAGACCCAACAGAUUCCUCAUCUCCUGGUUUAGAGCCACAGGUAUCCAAGUCUAGAUUUAAAGUUUGAAGAGAGCUUGACUGCCUUUGUCAUCUCUUUUGUUUUGUUAGUAAUGCUAGAGUGUUGAUGAGAGUAUUUUUUUAAUAAAUCCCCUGUAUUAAAAAAAAAAAAAAAAAGUCCUAUAGCUGCUCUUGCUGGAUUUAGUUUGGCUUUGCCCCAUCCUGAAAGGGAAAGAAAGGAAUGUCUGCAGGUUGUCAAAUUGUAAAGGAUGUCCUGAUGGUUGAAUCACAAUGUCUGGUAAGUGCUCUGGGUUGGAGGAGUACCAAAAUAUGUUAAGUCUGUUUUAUAGUAACACUUCUACUGAAAAAAAAAAAAAAAAGAAAAGAAAAGAAAAAGAAACCAAACAGAACUGUCAUGUUGUAUAGAAAUAUCAUUUUUGAAAGGAGGGUGUGCUCCUUAAAUUAAAGCAAGGCUGGUGACUGAAGGUGAUGCUGUCAGGUAUGUAGGGUGAGUGAAAACCACCCCUGUGCUGGGGUGGGGCAGUUCAGAACAGCCCUGAGCCAGAAACAGGCACUGCCCUUCUCAGUCAGGGGGCACAGUGGCACUGCUGCUGUCCUUGUCCUCUCCCUCUAAUUCCAGAGGGCUUUGCACAGACACAGCAAAGGUGACACAGGGGACAGACCCAGGGCUGAGCCAUGCUGGAGUUUCCUUCCACUGCUGCUACACCAGGUUGAACUCAGUCGUAUCAAUAAGCAAUGGUGACAAUGUAAGUGAGGUUUGAGAUUAAGAGAACCAAGCAUUUAAAAUCCUCCUGUGUGCCUGAAAGCAGAAGCUGGGUUAAAAAAAAGGUUUCCUGCAUCCCUUGAAAGCAGAACUGAAACUGUGGGGGGAACUGAUGUCAUCUGAGGCAGGGGCUGGGACAGGAUGGAACCAAGACUCGCUCACUUCCAGCACAGGGGAAUUCUGACUGUUCUCAGUGCCAGCUGCUGUUCUCUCACCACUUCCAGCCACUGGGAAUGGCAAUGACAACCUUGUCAAACACAGAACUUCUGGGCUACUCAGUGGUUUCUAAAAGCAGAGGCCGUCUCUUCCCAAGCUGUAGUUUCUCUAGGAGGAAACAGUGUACAAAAAUGACUCCGUACUGACUGACUGGGGGCUUGGUUGAGGGAGAAUUUCUCUCCCCCUAUAAAUUGUGUACAGUUAAAUAUAUUAUAUAUUUCUUACAAAAGAACAUUUCCCCUCCAGAAUAUGUCCCACACAGACCUGGUAAGAAAUUCAAGCUACAACCCAUUGCUGCUGUUCCCCUUUUUUCCACCCUUAGGAUUUGUUUUUGUUUGUUUCGGAUUUUCUUUGGGUGAAGAAUUGAAAAACAUACCUAGAAGAAGCUACCAAGACUACUGUUUACAGACUGAAAAAUUACUGCUUUUAUACUACUGGGAUCAUGAGCCACGAUCCUUUUACAGAUUUCCUCAACUCCUUUUGGCUUAAAAUCAAUGUCUGAUGUAGAUAAAGGUUGGAAAUCUCCUACCCUUCUUUGUCUACACACAGGACAAACUGUACAAUGCUUGUUUGUGUUGUCCAUCAUUUUUGUACUUUUUAACUGUUCAAAAAUUGCAUUUAUAUUUUGCAAUCCUUGAUAAUCAUUACUUUAUUUUAACGGCUAGUAAACUUAGGGAUUUUUUUGUUGUAUUUGCAGCCUUAUCUGAACUUUCUCUUCCUUGAUUAUUGUUAAUUUAUGACUGUAGGAGAUAUGUACGCCUCAGCCUUCUACGGACUUAAGUGACACAGCUGCAACUGAACUGCUUUAAACUGGAUGGGUUUAUAAUUUAUAUAAAAGUCAGUUUCGUUACAAA
Taeniopygia guttata (zebra finch) is the source of this 5948-nucleotide messenger RNA. RefSeq names its product N-alpha-acetyltransferase 25, NatB auxiliary subunit (gene NAA25). Lineage: Eukaryota; Metazoa; Chordata; Aves; Passeriformes; Estrildidae. Gene Ontology annotation, cellular component: NatB complex; cytoplasm. Gene Ontology annotation, biological process: N-terminal peptidyl-methionine acetylation. The record is from RefSeq and is a predicted model, not a curated record. Gene Ontology annotation, molecular function: protein binding.